Lottia gigantea (owl limpet) is the source of this 3907-nucleotide messenger RNA. RefSeq lists its product as hypothetical. The transcript has 4 exons. The annotation marks the transcript as partial. Lineage: Eukaryota; Metazoa; Mollusca; Gastropoda; Lottiidae. The record is from RefSeq and is a predicted model, not a curated record.
AUGGAAGCAACUAGUGGGGAUAAGGAAGUUGUUUCAGAUAAUCAGGCUGUCACUCUCCAAGACAAAUAUCGAGAAGACAUUUAUUCUGGAGAACAGAAUGUUACAGAAAGUGAUGAACUUGAGGAAGAAAUUAGCUGGGAUAGUGAUCACAUGGAGUAUAGUAAAUCUGAUAUCAAAAGUACAGUUCCUACCCAGAAUACUAUACUGCAAGGACUCUUGGAUAAAUAUACACAAUAUAAACCCAACAAAGAGGAAAAUGUUCAGUGGGGUCAAAUUACCUCACUUCCCGAUUAUACAUGUUAUCAGCCUUCCACAUCUCAUGAGUUUGAUGAACAAACCAAAAGCUGUCAAAACCUAACACCCCAUCAAAUAUUUAAAGAAUCAAGUAUAGAACUUCCAGAAUGCUCUGGGAAUGAAGAAGUCUAUGGAUUAAUUGAUGAUGAUCAGUCAAACAGUAGUUCAGAUUUAGACUUCAAUGGAUAUCAACCCACAAUUCUAUCAUUCAGAAAAAAUGCAUCUGAUCACACUUUAUUUGGAAGGGAAGAAGAAAAACAGAAUGCAAAUAGCUGGGAUAGUGAUGAAUGUGAUGUUAUCCAAGUGAAUCCAACUGAUAAUUAUGUUGUCUACAAACCAGAAGAAGUUACUGAUUCAAGGGAACAACUAGUUAAAUCAAUGGAUGGACGAGAUGAAACAAAAGAUAAUGUUGUAGUUGAAGAAGUUGAAGCAAAUAGCUGGGAUAGUGAUGAAUGUGAUAAACCUGAAAUUCAUAGUAAAAUCGAAGCCAUUAAUUCUGGUGAGUUUGACGAUCCUGAUGAUGGUCCAGAGUUUGUUGUGCUGGACUCAGAAGAGGAUGAUGAAAAAUUGUGUAAGGAUGUAAUUCUCAACACGAGACAAAACUCUGGUUCAGAAAAUCUUGGAAUAAAUGAAGAUACAGUUCAAGAGGUGAAGAAAAUACCAAUUCCAGAAAGAGAUGAAGUUUGUUCCAUUUUAAAAUUAGAUAAGCAAGAAAAAACUACCUCUAGUGAAAAUAGCUUCCAAAAAAAGAAAAGCGUUUCAUUCUCCCCUGGAACAAAGGAAAGUGAAAUUCAUAGUAAAAUUGAAGCCAUUAAUUGUGGUGAGUUGGACAAUCCUGAUGAUGGUCCAGAGUUUGUUGUGCUGGAUAAGCAAGAAAAAACUACCUCAACUGAAAAUAGCUUGCAAAAAUUGAAAAGCUUUUCAUUCUACCCUGGAACAAAGGAACCUGAAAUUCAUAGUAAAAUUGAAGCCAUUAAUUCUGGUGAGUUGGACAAUCCUGAUGAUGGUCCAGAGUUUGUUGUGCUGAACUCAGAAGAGGAUGAUGAAGAAUUACCUGAGUAUGUAACUCGCAACAGGAAACAGAACUCUGGUUCAGAAAAUCAUGGAAUCAAUGAAGUUCGAAAGGCGAUUAGACUUCAAAGAGAAAAUGAAGAGAACGGCAUAAUUACUGAUCAGAAAAAUUCAAAAGAAUUAAAUGUGAAUCAACAGGAUCAUCAAAGUAGUUCAAAAGUUCAAAAAGAGUGCACAGACCAGUUAAGAAUGUCGGAAAUGAUUACAAACAAAUCCAGGAAAAAAUUAGUCCAAGAAGAACCAGAUAUUGCUGAUGAAAUUGAUGAACUUUUAAAGGAAUUUGAUGAACCAAUAUUUGUUUCCAAAAAAGAUCUAAGAAAAAAAGAUGUCCAUGAAUCUAAUGUUGCUAUUCAGGAACAAGAUAAAUUUGCAGUUCAGACUGAAUUAGAUCAUACAACCCAAAUUGAAAAUCCAAAAGCAAAUAAUGGAGAAUCAGAGAAAGAUCAAAGCCUUGAAGAGCAAUCAAAUAUAGACCAGGAAAAUGAAAACUAUGAUUAUGAAGAUUCAUUUGAAUCUGAAUCAGAUUAUUCUGGGAAGCUUUCUCAACAUGAAAAGACAAACACUGAUGGGUCAGUAAGUGAACACACAGAUGAAUCAUGUGGUGUCUUCAAGUAUGAAUAUGAAAACCCUGAAGACGAAACAAAGGGAACACAACUUCCAGAAAAAGGUGAAAUUCGUUCUAUCCUAAAAUUAGAUGAGCAGGAGAAAAUUCCCUUAGCUGAAAAUAGCUUGGAAAAAAAGAAAAGCAUUUCAUUCUACCCUGGAACUAAAGUACGUGAAAUUCAUAGUAGAAUUGAGGCCAUUAUGUGUGGGGAGUUGGAUGAUCCUGAUGAUGGUCCAGAGAUUUUUGAUUCAGGAGAUGAAAAUGAGGAUUGGUCUGAGGAUGUAGUUCAAAACACAUUACAGAACUCUUACUCAGACUUUCUUGGAUUCACUGAAGAAACAGCGAAAAAGCUAAAAAAUAGGGAAGAAAAUGGAUGUUUGGAUGAUCCAAUACAAUAUUGCUAUUCAGAUAAAGAGAUGGAAUAUUAUAAUGAUGACCAUCAAUACGAUUCUGAAUGUUCCACUGAUGAUAUAAUUGAAUAUAAAUCAGAUUUGAACUCAAAAAAUUUAGAAGAAAAUCAAAAAUUAAAGCCUGAUGUGGAACCUGGCAACUGGAAACAUGUUGAACAACAGAGUAAUCAGCCACAAGAUAUGGUUGAUGAAUACAUACCCCAAGCAGAAAUGCAGCCCAAAGUAUUUGAAUCUAAUGAAGAUCAUUAUGAUAAUGUCACUUGUGAAUUAAGAGGUGACUUUGAAUAUGAAAAUAUUGAGGAAGUACCAAAGAAAAUACCACUAACAGAAAAAGAUUCAGUUUGCUCUAUCUUAAAAUUAGAUGAGCAAGAAAAAACUACCUCAACUGAAAAUAGCUUGCAAAAAAAGAAAAGCGAUUCAUUCUCCCCUGGAACAAAGGAACAUAGUAAAAUUGAAGCCAUUAAUUGUGGUGAGUUGGAUGAUCCUGAUGAUGGUCCAGAGUUUGUUGUGUUGGACUCAGAAGAGGAUGAUGAAAAAUUGCCUGUAUUCCAAAACAUGAGACAGAACUCAGAAAAUAUUGGAAUCAAUGUAGAUGCAGUUCAAGAGGUGAAGAAAAUACCAAUUCCAGAAAAAGAUGAAGUUUGUUCUAUCUUAAAAUUAGAUGAGCAAGAAAAAACUACCUCAAAUGAAAAUAGCUUGCAAAAAUUGAAAAGUUUUUCAUUCUACCCUGGAACAAAGAAACCUGAAAUUCGAAGUAAAAUUGAAGCCAUUAAUUGUGGUGAGUUGGACGAUCCUGAUGAUGGUCCAGAGUUUGUUGUGCUGGACUCAGAAGAGGAUGAUGAAAAAUUGUGUAAGGAUAUACAGUUCGUAGAGGCAAAGAAAAUACCAAUUCCAGAAAGAGAUGAAGUUUGUUCCAUUUUAAAAUUAGAUAAGCAAGAAAAAACUACCUCUAGUGAAAAUAGCUUGCAAAAAAAGAAAAGCGUUUCAUUCUCCCCUGGAACAAAGGAAAGUGAAAUUCAUAGUAAAAUUGAAGACGUUAAUUCUGGUGAGUUGGAUGAUCCUGAUGAUGGUCCAGACUUUGUUGUGCUGGAUAAGCAAGAAAAAACUACCUCAACUGAAAAUAGCUUGCAAAAAUUGAAAAGUUUUUCAUUCUACCCUGGAACAAAGAAACCUGAAAUUCAUAGUAAAAUUGAAGCCAUUAAUUGUGGUGAGUUGGACGAUCCUGAUGAUGGUCCAGACUUUGUUGUGCUGAACUCAGAUGAGGAUGAUGAAGAAUUGCCGGAGGAUGUAUUUGGCAAAACGAGACAGAACUCUGGUUCAGAAAAUCUUGGAAUAAAUGAAGAUACAGUUCAAGAGGUGAAGAAAAUACCAAUUCCAGAAAGAGAUGACGUUUGUUCCAUUUUAAAAUUAGAUAAGCAAGAAAAAACUACCUCUAGUGAAAAUAGCUUGCAAAAAAAGAAAAGCGUUUCAUUCUCCCCUGGAACAAAGGAAAAUGAAAUUCAUAGUAAAAUUGAAGCCAUUAAUUGUG